ACUAUAUAAAACCUCAUAAUCCUACAUAUUUUCUUCUCUCAAGUUAUAGAUAUUAUUUCCAUUUUUCGUUCAACUACAUUUUCUUCUCUUCCCUUCAGAACUCUUGGGCCUUGGCACCUUGGUUAUUUUCAUAUAUAGCAGUUCAUUAUGGAUUCACACAAGCAACUAUUCAUCCUUCUAUGGCUUUCGCUAGUACUUGUACUUCUCUCAGGACUGCAAGCUGAGGCCAGUCGUCACCUAAAAUAUCCAACAAAAGAAUUGUUCGUUUUCGGAGACUCGUAUGUUGAUACCGGCAACAGCCAAAAAAGUAAACCUGGUUCAUGGAAAGAACCUUAUGGCAUAACCUUUCCCGGAAAACCUGCAGGAAGAUUCUCGGACGGUAGAGUUUUAACUGACUUCAUUGCCAAGUAUUUGAGAUUGAGAUCACCAAUCCCUCACAAAUUCAGGAACAUUGUGUCUAAACAUUAUUUGAAGUAUGGGAUGAACUUUGCAUAUGGUGGCACAGGUGUAUUUGAUACAUUUACUUCAGGACCAAAUAUGACAGCCCAAAUCGAUUCCUUCAACCAACUCAUUCAAGAAAAUGUCUAUACUCCUUCAGAUCUCAGCAAAGCUAUUGCUUAUGUCUCAGUUGCUGGAAAUGACUACAAUCAUUACUUGGCCACAAAUGGCUCUCUUCCGGGUUUUCCAUCUUUCAUUGCUUCAGUGGUUAAACAAACAACCACCGAUUUGAUUCAUCUCCAAAGCUUAGGGUUUAAGAGAAUUGUUGUAGGUGCUUUACAACCACUUGGAUGUCUUCCUCAAACCACUGCUGAAUCCUCGUUCCAACGUUGCAAUAGUACAUUUAACGACCUCGUAGCUCUCCAUAACAACCUAUUGAACCAAUCCGUGGCCAAAUUGAACCAAGAAACCAAGGAUCACACCACCUUUACAAUUCUAGACAUUUUUGACAGUUUUGCGUCGGUGUUGAACCACCCUGCAAGCCAUAAUAUCAAGGAUCAUUUGAAGCCAUGUUGCGCGGGAGUAAGCAGUCAGUAUAAUUGUGGAAGUGUAGACGAGAAUAAUGUUAAGAAAUAUUUGGUUUGUGAAAAUCCAGAAUCAAGUUUCUUUUGGGAUGGAUUGCACCCAACACAAGCUGGAUGGAAUGCUGUAUAUAAUGAGUUGGAGAAGAAAGGUCUUCACAAUAUUUUGUACUAGAGCUAUGUAUCUUUGUGUCAUUUAUUUGCAUCAUUUUGUUUGUUGUCUAAUAAAGCACCAUUCUAUUCAUGAAUUUGUUAAGUUAUCCUUAAACUCGGCUUCUUUGUAUUAUUACAUGUCAUUUCCUUUCAAAGGAUGCAAUGUGGAAAUCGAUUAUUAUUUUUUGUUGUUGAUA
This is a messenger RNA of Medicago truncatula (barrel medic), 1369 nucleotides long. RefSeq names its product GDSL esterase/lipase At5g03610. The transcript has 4 exons. Gene Ontology annotation, molecular function: hydrolase activity, acting on ester bonds. The record is from RefSeq and is a predicted model, not a curated record. NCBI's taxonomy places the organism in Eukaryota, Viridiplantae, Streptophyta, Magnoliopsida, Fabales, Fabaceae. Bases 148 to 1194 code for a protein of 348 amino acids.